UUCACGACUGGGCGGAACAAGAAAAUGGCAGACUUCGAAAAUUUUGAGGGGGCAACCCCAGAAAAUAACGCGGAAGAAGACCCUGCGGCUGCCUUUUUGGCCCGCGAACAGGAUCAGCUAGCUGGUCUAGAUGAUGAAGGUGCUGAUCAGGGUGGUUUUGAGGACCAAAAUACAGGCUUUGGAAAUGAAGAUGGAGAAGUAAAUCAAGACUUAGGUGGUUUGGGAGGGGAACAGCCGCCGGCCGAUGACUAUUCUUUCCUUGAGGAUGCAGGCUAUGAUGGACUCACUACCACUUCCGAUUACUCAAACAUCCCCCAGGACGAGAAUGCUGCCCCGGUAAUGGAUGACAUUGGUUCUGACAAUGAAGCAACCACCAACGGCCCUUCGGACGUUUACAGCGCCAUCUCGCAGGUCGAUACACAACGGGCAGAACCGGAGAAGAUCAAGAUAUGGCGUGAAGAGCAGAAAACAAGGCUCGAAGAGAAAGAUGCUGAUGCUGAAACGAAGAAGCUCGAAUGGCGGGAGAUUGCAAGGAAAGAGCUGGACGAUUGGCACAAGAACCGAUCAGAUCAGUUGGAGAAGGCCAAGGAAACCAACCGGGUGAAUCAAGCAGAGUUUUUCAAGGAGCGAGAGGCUGCGGAGCAGGCCUUCGUUCAGGAACGGGAUGAAAGCAUCCCUGGACAUGAAUGGGAACGAAUCUGCCGUCUCUGUGACUUUAACCCCAAAAAUUCCAAGAACUCCAAAGAUGUGUCGCGGAUGAGGUCGAUAAUCCUCCAGCUAAAACAAACACCGUUGGUGCGAUAAAUGUCACUUUCUACUGUGAGGUGGCGUUACUGUUUGAAAGAGAGACUUUGUGGAAUUAUGUUUGGAAAUCUCAUGUGUAGUAUAUUUCCCUUGUUUCAACUGGGGCAGCUGUGCAGUUGCUCUUGAGGCUGUGCUUCCAAGUCGUAAGGACAGCCAUAUUGAACUUUACUAGGUUCAGUCUGUUUCAGAAUGUUCUUGUAGCAGUGUCUUAAAUUCUUAUUCAAAGUUUAAAAUAUUUAUGACUAAUUUCCUAGUCAGAUUUAUAGAUUCUGUAAGAUUCCAAAAAACUUGUUUUAGGUAGAUUGGUUCCUAUCGAUGAUAGAUGUUAUUCAUCUUCUAAUCAGGCUUCUGCCCGAACCUUGGAAAUAGACUUAGUGGGAAUAAGAUGCUCGCCCAAAACAGUCAAUGAUGCUGUCUACUUUAAUAUAUUCUCUCCAAGCAAUAGAAAUCAUACUCUCAUUUACAUGUAUAGUUCACAUUCCAUUUCUGUUUUAAUUUUUGUGUGCAAUAGCCAGUGCUGAAGAGACCCAGUUAGAAACCUCAUACCCUACUUUCUGAGUCAAUGAGAGUUGUCCAUCUUCGUGGAGUGUCCUUAUAAAUGAUUGGGUCUUGUAUGAUAUCGCAUGUCUGAGGAUAUGUGAUGUUGGUCAGUUAAACAACCCUUUAAGAAAGAAGAUUCAUCGCAAAUUGAUUAAGAAGAGAAUUGGCGGAAGAUUCCGACAACGUUUUGUUAAAGAUGAUGCAUCAUGAGAUUGUAGAGAAUUUGGUGGUUAUUGUAAUCGAGUGUGUAUAUGUAAAUGAACGGAAUAAAUGGUUCUUAUGGUGAA
This is a messenger RNA of Lineus longissimus, 1631 nucleotides long. RefSeq names its product clathrin light chain A-like. Bases 25 to 804 code for a protein of 259 amino acids. The record is from RefSeq and is a predicted model, not a curated record. Gene Ontology annotation, biological process: intracellular protein transport; clathrin-dependent endocytosis. The transcript has 9 exons. Lineage: Eukaryota; Metazoa; Nemertea; Pilidiophora; Heteronemertea; Lineidae. Gene Ontology annotation, cellular component: plasma membrane; clathrin coat of coated pit; clathrin coat of trans-Golgi network vesicle. Gene Ontology annotation, molecular function: clathrin heavy chain binding; structural molecule activity.